GUCAUCGCUCAGGUAGAGCCGCCAAACUGACGGGUUCGUUCUGAACUUUCCGUCACUCGUCCUGUCUUCUUGCGGUGCACGGAUCACAAAAAUUAUUAAUAUUAUUGUUCUUGGAGGUCAAAGUGUUUGUGUUAUUUCUGUGCGUGCCAUAAUGACGUCUGUACCGGGGUCCGACAGCAAUGGCAAGGUAGCUCCGAUGUGUUGCUGUAUGCCCAUCACUCCAGGACAAGUGGAACUUGAGGUGGACAGCUACAGUGAUAAGAAAGUGGAGCAGAGCUAUGAGGAGAAAACGUCCGGAAUGCAAUAUGGUAUUUCGGACAUCCCCCCUCCACACCUGUGCCUCCUGUUCGCUCUGCAGCACAUACUUCAGAGUAUCAGCUCUACCAUCACCGUCCCUCUGGUCACGUGCGUCUACUUCUGCGCUGGUGACCUUGACCUAGUUAAGUCAGAGGUCACGUCCACCUUCCUGUUCAUGUGUGGAGUCAGCACCAUCCUGCAGUGUCUGUUUGGCGUCCGGUUGUCAAUUCUGCAAGGAGGCUGUCACAAAUUCCUGCCUGCCAUCGGUGCUCUCAUGAGUGUUGACAUUUGGAAGUGUCCGGAUAUGGCGCCCUAUCUAGCGGCCAACUCCACACUGGACGCCGGGGACGUCUGGAAGCCCAGGAUGAGAGAGAUACAAGGCGGCAUCAUGCUCGCCUCUGUAGUCCAGGUGCUCCUGGGCUGUACCGGUCUGAUCGGCCUCCUGCUCCGCUACAUCGGACCCAUCACCAUCGUGCCCACCAUCAGCCUCGUCGGCCUCUCUCUCGUGGGUGUCGCUCUCCGCUUCUGCCAGGCACACUGGGGCAUCAGCACUAUGACGAUUGCUCUUCUGCUGCUGUUCUCCCAGUACCUGCCCAACCUUAACGUGCCUGUGCCGUCGUGGAGAAAGGACAAAGGAUGUCACGUGGCCAAACUGCCCAUUUUCAAACUGAUGCCUGUGAUCCUAGCCGUGAUCGUGUCCUGGGGCCUGUGUGCCAUCCUCACCGUGUGUGACGUCGCCCCCGCGGCCAUCAGAACCGACCAGAAACGCCAGGCUGUGGAGACCGCCUCCUGGUUCUUCUGGCCCUACCCAGGACAAUGGGGUAUGCCUACAGUCAGCGUCGCGGGCUUUGUGGCAAUGUUGGCCGUCACCCUCGCCUCCAUGAUCGAGUCUGUCGGAGACUACUACGCAUGCGCCAGGAUCUCUGAGGUGCCCCCUCCACCCGCCCACGCCGUGAAUAGGGGCGUCACCAUGGAAGGCUUCAGCAGUCUUCUGUCAGGUCUUAUCGGCUCUGGGGGCGCAACUACCUCCUACAGUCAGAAUGUGGGCACCAUAGGGUUAACCAGGGUGGCGAGCAGAUCUGUCAUGAUAACGGCUGGCUUCAUCUUCCUGAUCGGAGGUGUGAUCGGCAAGUUUGGCGCCUUUCUCGUCUCCAUGCCAGACCCGGUGUUGGGUGGCGUGGUUCUGGUCAGUUUCGGACUGGUCACUUCUGUGGGGCUGUCCACUCUGAGCUUCGUGGACCUGUCGUCGUCCCGGAACUUGACCAUCAUCGGAACCUCUCUAUUGAUGGGGCUCAUGGUGCCACGGUUUCUGGAGGGAAAUCCGAACGCGAUCAAAACAGGAAAUGAGGACGUCGACCGUGUAAUCACCGUGCUCCUGGGUACCUCCAUGUUUGUGGGCGGGGUCAUCGCCUUUGUUCUGGACAACACUGUGCCAGGAACCAUGACGGAGCGAGGUCUUCUGAAGUGGCGCCAAGUCUCCGGCACGCUCUCAGGAGCAGACGUCGACAAGAGCAGACGACACAGUGACGUCACCGGCGACAAAGACUCCCCGCCACCGUCAGACAAACACGACCACAACGACCACAACAACGACAACGACAACGACAACGACGACGACAAGCAGCAGGCACUAGCAGACGAGAACCUCCACUACGCUGGCGGCAUCUACAACCUCCCUUUCAUCACCCCGCUCAUCCGGAGAGUCCACUGUUUCCGGUUCUGGCCCAUCUCGCCGACCUUCCUAUACGGAAACGUUAGCUGUGGGGGCUGUUGUGGCGGGAGGAGGAAGGAGAAGAGUCGGGUGGUUUGAAAUGUCUGAAUCCCGUCAGCUUUUCAUUAAAAGAAUAAGAUAUGUAUUUAAUUAAUUAGAUCUAGUAGUAGUACUUUGUGUAUUAUUAUAUUUUAAUGAGAUGUAUGCAAUGGGAUAAAGAUCUGACAUACAUGUACCUCAUGUAUAAAGUUUUUGAUCCAAAAUCGAUUAUUUUGAAGCAUUUCCCCAACAAUUCACCCAAAGUUAAUGUAAGCAUAAUCUAUGUAAUUCUUUCCUGAAAAAAGGAAAGUCCCAUUUUUCUCCAAAGUACUCAGGACGGACUAUAGACUUUUCUCGUUGUUCUGGACCAAUAAGGAUAAGUGUCAAUUCCAUAGUACAUAAGAACACCAUUGGUUCUUUUUUUAGACAUGCACUUUUUAAGCGAAAGCGCUAAUGAAUUGCACAGAGAGGGAACAAGAGAUCUUUACCUUUCAAAGGUCUGUAAACAUCUUACAACUAGUAAAUGCUCAUCUCAUCUUCAGAAAUAUAACUGGCAAAAAAGAAUCCAUUGCCUGUGUCAUUCGAUGCAAAGGUUAUCCUUGUCAUCCUGCUGCAACCCC
Molecule: messenger RNA, 2667 nt
Organism: Aplysia californica (California sea hare)
Lineage: Eukaryota; Metazoa; Mollusca; Gastropoda; Aplysiida; Aplysiidae
Product: solute carrier family 23 member 1
Exons: 13
Coding region: 152-2107 (651 amino acids)
Biological process (GO): transmembrane transport
Cellular component (GO): membrane
Molecular function (GO): transmembrane transporter activity
Source: RefSeq, a predicted model, not a curated record